This is a messenger RNA of Sceloporus undulatus (fence lizard), 990 nucleotides long. RefSeq names its product vomeronasal type-2 receptor 26-like. The transcript is spliced from 3 exons. The coding region runs from base 1 to 990 and encodes 329 amino acids. Gene Ontology annotation, cellular component: membrane. Gene Ontology annotation, molecular function: G protein-coupled receptor activity. The record is from RefSeq and is a predicted model, not a curated record. Gene Ontology annotation, biological process: G protein-coupled receptor signaling pathway. NCBI's taxonomy places the organism in Eukaryota, Metazoa, Chordata, Lepidosauria, Squamata, Phrynosomatidae.
AUGCAUGAGGGCAAAGAGAUUUGCUGUUAUGACUGUCCACAGUGUCCUGAAGGAAUGAUUUCAAAUAAGACAGCAGAUGUAGAAAAGUGCAGCAAAUGCCCAGAUGAUCAGCAUCCAAACAAGAAUCAAGAUCAAUGCAUCCCCAAAUAUGUAAACUACAUGUCCUUUGAAGAGCCUUUGGGAAUUCUUUUGGUUUCUUUGGUUCUUUUCUUUGCUCUGAUGACCCUUGUGAUAAUAUGGAGCUUCUUUCAGCACAAGAAUACUCCCAUCAUUAAAGCCAAUAACUGGGCCAUUACUUGUAUCCUCCUCUUCUCUUUGCUUCUUUGCUUUCUCUGCUCUUUGCUCUUCAUUGGCAAGCCUGGGGUUAUCAUUUGCAUUCUACGACAAACACUAUUUGCCAUUGUUUUUUCUAUUGCUGUUUCUUCAGUUUUGGCCAAAACCCUGACAGUAGUUUUAGCCUUCAUGGCCACCAGGCCAGGAAACAGGAUGAGGAAAUGGUUAAGAAAGCAUUUGGCAGUCUCAGUCAUUAUUAAUGCAUCUCUCAUUCAAACUCUUAUUUGUGCCUUUUGGCUGGCUAUCUCUCCCCCAUUCCCAGAAUGGGACAAGCACUCUCAGAUGGGAGAGAUCCUAAUGCAAUGCAACGAAGGCUCAGAUGUGAUGUUCUUCAUUGCUCUCAGCUACAUGGGACUUCUGGCCAUCAUCAGCUUUAGUGUUGCUUUUUUGGCCAGGAAGUUGCCUGCUACUUUUAAUGAAGCCAAACUGAUCACCUUCAGCAUGUUGGUCUUUUGCAGUGUUUGGGUGUCCUUUGUCCCCACUUACCUGAGCACCAAAGGGAAAUACAUGGUGGCUGUGGAGAUCUUCUCCAUCUUGGCCUCUAGUUCUGGAUUGCUGGCUUUCAUUUUUAUCCCUAAGGUCUACAUUAUUUUCAUAAGGCCUGAACUGAAUACCAAGGACCAAUUGGUGAGGAAAAAGAAUCCUAUUACUUCUUGA